AUGACAAAACCAGAUUUAAAAGCAUUAAUACGGCUGUUCAACGAUGCCACUCAAUAUUGGGUUAAUAUCUUAAACAGUAAAGAAAUUAAUAAAGUGACUCCUUCAAAAAUUGAAAAACCUUUAGAUGAACUUUUAAAACUUAUUAAAUUAAUAAAAGCACAUACAACAAAAGUUGGAAUAAUUUUCAAACCUGAAACUUUACAAAAACAAGAACAAACUGCUUAUAACACUUUGGAAAGUUUAUCAGAGUCAUUGGUUUUCACUGUUUCGGUUUUAUCACAAUUAAACAAUGAUAAGAACAAUUCAAAUAUAUACUAUCAGGAAAUAUUAGAUCAAAAUAGACUUUUAAUAGAAUCAAAUGUGGAUUUGUCAACCGAACUCAUGCAUAUAUACGAGGACAAAACAGAUGAGGGUAGAUUAGUUUCAAUAGGGAAGAUUUGGUCGAAUUGUGAUUCCAUUAUUUCAUUGUUGGAGAACGGUGCAUUAUCUUUACUUACAAAUAAAAUUAAAUUAAGUAUAUCGUUGAUCGAUGAUGGAUUCGAUGAGUUUAGCGAGUGGGCCAAAAAUCCAGAAGAAGUUGAUGAUACUUUUGGAUUUAGUGAUGAAGAAGAUGAUGAAAAUGAAGAUGAAGAAUCUUUAAGUGAAGAAGAUUUAAACAAAUUGAUUGAAUAUUCAGGGAAAUGGGUGAAAAAGAUAGAAUUGGUGAAACUACUUAUAGCAUCAUUUAAAAAAUCAUUGCCAAAAUCAACAACCAAUUCACAAAUUGAUGACAUAUACGAUCUACAAAAGAAUAUCACCAUACUCAUAGACAAAUUCAUUGUUGAACUUAUGUUAAACCGAUGUAGUAGUAAAGAAAUUGACACAAUCACAAAUGACAUAUCCAAAAAUUCAAUUACAUUGGCGAAGCUAGCUGAAAGUAUACAUAAUGAUAAAAAAUCUACAUGGUAUUCAACCUGGAUUAUCAAAUAUGAUUAA
Molecule: messenger RNA, 975 nt
Organism: Lodderomyces pseudojiufengensis
Lineage: Eukaryota; Fungi; Ascomycota; Pichiomycetes; Serinales; Debaryomycetaceae
Exons: 1
Coding region: 1-975 (324 amino acids)
Biological process (GO): regulation of cell cycle
Cellular component (GO): nucleus
Source: RefSeq, a predicted model, not a curated record